GGCCUGAGUGUGGGGUGUAGGAGCUGCAGCUGGAGCCUGGGGCCUGGAUUUGGGCCUUAGAUUUCAGGCCUGAGGCCUAGGCCUGGGCCUAAGCCUAAAGCCUGAGGCCUGAGGCCUAGGCCUGGGCCUGGGCCUAAGCCUAAGGCCUGGGGGCUGAGGCCUAAAGCCUGAGGCCUGGGCCUGUGGUCUGAGGCCUGGAUGUAGGCCUUGGGUUUGAGGCCUAAGGCCUGAGGCCUUGGGUCUGAGACCUGGGCCUAAGCCUAAGCCUAAGGCCUGAGGUCUGAGGGCUGGAUGUAGGCCUAAGGCCUGAGGCCUAGGCCUGGGCCUGGGCCUGGGGUCUGAGGCCUUGGUUCUGAGGCCUGGGCCUAAGCCUAAGGCCUGGGGUCUGAGGCCUGGAUGUAGGCCUGAGGCCUAGGCCUGGGCCUGCGCUUGGGCCUGUGGUCUGAGGCCUAAGGCCUAGGCCUGGUCUGGGGCCUUGUGUCAGGCCUCGGGGCCGGGCUUUGGGGCCUGUAUCUUUAACACGGGCCUGAAGCCUCGUCUCACGGUCUGUGGUCUCAUGUCUGUGCUAUGGGCUCAGUGCUUGAGGCCUUGGCUGUGUUCGGCUUAUAGGCCUGGAUUUGGGCCUGGCCCUUUGUGUUCGGCCUUGAGGCCCGUCGCCCCGCGUACAGGCCGCGCUGCCUUUAGGCCGCGACCCCCGUUAAGGCCCCGACCCCCGUUUCGGCCUCGUUGGGCUCCGUGCGUCGCUCCCGUCCCGCUCGUCAUUUCGGUGCCGCGGCUCCUUUAAACGCUCGUAGCCGUGACGUGGGGCGGCGCUGGGCCAGGACGGGAAACCAGCGCCCGGAGCGGCCCCGGAUCGGCCCGGAUCGAUUCGGAUCAAUUGGGAUCAAUUGGGAUCAACGAGUCGGUGCUUCGUGCAGGUUCUCGGUGCCCCCCGACCGGGUGUGAGGGAAUCGGGGGGGGGAGCGUGGAUGGAGCAGUGACAGAACGGGAGAGAAGGAGAACGGAACGGUCUGGGUGUUGCCCUGGCAGCGAUGCCGCUCCACAGCAACAGAGCUGCUGCGCUGCUGGCUUGGGUGAGCAGCACUGGGCUGAGCCCGGAGCCGCUCCGUGCCCUGUCCCAGCUGCAGGACUGCGCCGUGUUCAUCCGGAUCAUCAACAAGAUCCACAGGAAUGAAGAAGGGGAGUCCAUCCUGGAGCAGCCCCUUGCAGAGCGAGCAGCCUUCGUCUGUGGGUUCCUGCAGAAGCUGUGCAAGCACAAAUCGGCCGCGGGGAACCUGGUGUCGGUGCCGAAACUGCUGGAGGGAGAAGAGCUGGAGUUGGCCAAGGUGGCCGUGCUGCUGCUGUACCACAGCUCCAUGAGCAGCAAAAGCCCCCGGGACUGGAACGAGUUGGAUUACCAGCUCCAGGUGGAGCUGGCCGCCAUCCUCAAGUUCGUGCUGGACCACGAGGAGAGUCUGAGUGAGAACCUGGAGCUGUUCCUGCAGCGCAGGGCACCGCUGUCCUCGCCUGGCGCAUCCAGCAGCAGCACUGAGCAGCGCUCGCCGGGGCUCCCCCAGCCUCAGGUUCGCUUCCUGGAGCUGCAGAAAAUCGCCUCGACCUCCUCCUCCAGCAUCAACAACAUGAUCCCUGCAGCACCAGCAUCACCCGUGGGCGAUGUCCUGCAGACCCCCCAGUUCCAGCUGCGGAGGUUGAAGAAGCAGCUGGCGAUCGAGAGGGAGAACAGGGACGAGCUGGAGGUGGAGCUGGCAGAGAACCGUAAACUCAUCACCGAGAAGGAGGCUCAGAUCACCAUGAUGCAGCACCGCAUCGACCGCUUGGCUCUGCUCAACGAGAAGCAAACUGCAGAGCAGCUGGAGCCCAAAGAGAUGGAGGAGCUGAGGGAGAGGAACGAGAGCCUGCUGGUGCGCUUGCACGAGGCCCUGAAGCAAUGCCAGGACUUGAAGACUGAGAAGGGCCAGAUGGAUCGCAAGAUCAACCAGCUCUCGGAGGAGAACGGGGACCUGUCCUUCAAGCUGCGGGAGAUCGCCAGCCACCUGGUGCAGCUGCAGGACGCCCUGAACGAGCUCUCAGAGGAGCACAACGCUGCGCUGACACAGUCCCAAGCCAAGCAGGCGCAGCUGGAGGGUGAACUGCGGGCUGCGCUGCAGGAAAAGAAAUGCCUGGAAGAGAAGGUGGAGAUCCUGCAGGGGAAGAUUUCCCUGCUGGAAGAGCAGCUGGCCAAGCUGGGGGACUGCAGCACGCAGGAGAAAGGAGAGGUCAUGGGCGACGUGCUGAAGCUGGAGGAGCUCAAGCAGGAGGUGUCCAGCCUCACUGCCAAAGGCAUCGAGCUCCAGGCCUCCGUCCUGCGGCUGGAGGAGGAGAAGAGCCAGCGGGACGCGGCCCUGCAGGCGGAGCGCAGCCGCUUCGAGGUGGAGAAGGUCCAGCUCAGCACCCACAUCUCCAACCUGCAGAGCUCCGUCUCCGAGCUGCACCUGGCCAAGGAGAAGCUGGAGCAGGAGCUGCGGGCGCAGGAGGCUCGGCUGACGGCCCAGGCGGACGCACUGACGGCCGAGGUGGGCAAGCUGAGCGGGUUCCUGCAGCAGCGGGAGCAGGAGGCGGCUGGGCUGCGGCUGCAGGCAGAGCAGGAGCGGGUGCAGGCGGAGGAGCUGCGGCGCCGGGACGUGGCCUCGCAGGAGGCUGUCAGUGAGCUGAGCCGGCGCCUGGAGCAGCUGGGAGCCAGCCUGAAGCACAGGGAGGAGGAGCUGGCGCGGGUGACGCAGGAGGCGGAAGGGAAAGCCAGGCAGCUCGGGGCCGAGUGCGAGAAAGCUGCCCAGGAGAGGGAUGCGGCCCUGCAGCAGCUGCAGCACUUGCAGCAAGCCAAGGAAACGCAGCUGGUGGCCCUGAGCAGCCAGCUGCAAAGCCUGGAGGCGGCCAGCAAAGCUUCAGCCGUGGAAAUGCAGCAGGAGAAGGCUGAGCUGAAUGAGAAGGUCCAAGAGCUGCAAGCCCACGUCCUUGAGCUCAGCGCGCAGUGCCAGCAGAGCUCAGCACAAGCUGGGAGCGCCGAGACGCUGCGAGCUCAGCUGCGGGAGAUGGAGGGGAAGCUGAAGGAGAGCCAGCAGAAACUGGCCGACAAGGAGAAGGUGGCCAAGGAGAACACGCGCCUGCAGGAGCGGCUGCUCUUCCUGGAGGAGUCGGUGCGUAACACCGAGGGCAUCCUGGAGGACGAGAAGAGGAGGGCGGCCGAGAGCCUGGAGGGGAACCUGGCCAGGAUUGCGGAGCUGGAGGCGGAGAAGCAGCAGCUGGUGCAGCGUGGGGAGCAGGCCCUGCAGGAGCGAGGAGAGGAGCUGGCCCGGAGGCAGGAGCUGGAGGCACGGCUGCAGCGGGUGGCGGAGGAGCACCGGGAGGAGACGGCAGCGCUGCAGCAGCAGCUGGCCCAGGUGGCCAAGGGGGAGGAAGGAGAGCGCGGCAGGAUGGAGAAGAGGCUGCAGGAGCUGAGCCGGGAGCACGGGCAAGCCUGCCAGCAACUGCAGGCCGAGCAGAAGAGGGUGGCGGAGCUGGAAGCCCGCAUGGCACGCAUGGCCAGCGAGCAGCAGGAGCAGCUGGGGGCCCUCCAGGCCCAGCUGGCCAGUGCUAAGGAGAAGGAAGGCGAGGAGCAGAAGCUGGUGAGCGCCGAGCGCGCGGUGAAGCUGGAGGCAGAGGUGAGGAAGGCGAGCGAAGCACUCGAGGCCAUUUCCAAGGAGCUGCAACAGGAGAGGAUGAAGUGCAAGGAGCUGGAGGCCAUGGCCACGCAGGAGGCCAGCGAGGCGGCCCGGCUGAGCGCAGCACUGCAGGAAGCGGCACAGAAGCACGGGCAGGAAUUGGCACGGUGUGAGGAGGAGGCGAAGCGCCUGCAGAAGGAGCUGGAGGAUGCCAGGGCUGAGUGUGCAGCUGAGAAAGCACGGAAGGCAGAGCUGGAGGUGCAGCUGCAGAACUCCAUCAACGAGCAGCGCGUGGAGCGCUCGGUGCACCAGCAGGAGCUGGCACGGUCCAUGGAGCUGAUGGAGGAGAAGGAGGGUGAGCUGGACGAGCUGCGGCUGAAGAACGUCUCGCGGGGCGAGGAGCUGAGGGACCUGCAGAAGACGGUCAGCAAACUGAAAGGGGAGCUGGCCUCGGUGGAAGCGGUGAAAGAACGGGCGUCCAAGAUGGACAGCGAGCUGCAGGGCUUCCUGGAGGCUGCCCGGAGCCGGGACGCUGAGGUGGAAAGCAUCAAAGCGGCGUAUGCCAAGGAAACGUCCCUCAAAAACCUGGAGGAGAAGAUUCGCCACCGAGAGCAGGAGUCGGGCUCCAGCCAGGACCUCUACCAGGAGAAGCUGAAGGAGGCGCAGAUGCUGAGCGCGGAAGUGGAGCGGCUGGAGCAGAAGUGCCGGGAGCAGCAGGACGCCAUCGCUGGGCUGGAGAAAGCCGUGGCUGAAGGCCGAGCUGCAGCAUCGCAACAGCAGCAAGUGGAGCUGGAGGUGGCACGGAGGGAAGCAGCGCAGCACCGGGACAUGGCGGCGGAGCUGCAGAGGAUGCUGGAGGCCUCGCGCUCAGCUCAGGCCCUGCAGGAUGGUGCCAUGGAGAACCUGAGGAAGGAGCUGCAGGACAAGAGCAAGGAGCUGGCACUGAGCAGAACGGCCGCGGCUGCAGCCGAGAAGGAGGCGGCGUCACUGCGUGCUGCGGCGCAGGAGAAGGGCCAGCAGGAGGAGGGCUGGAAGGAGCAGCUGUCACAGUGCAUCCAGGAGCUGGAGAGGAAGAACAGCCUGCUGGGCAGCCUGGAGCACGAGGUGUCCAUCCUGCACCGGCAGCUGAGCGAGAAGGAGGCCGAGAGCAAGGAGCUGAAGCGCCUGAUUGUGGCCGAGGCGGAGAAGAGCAAGAAGCUGGAGGAGAGGCUGCGGGUGCUGCAGACCGAGAUGGCCACGGCCGCGUCGCGGGCGGCCGAGCGCUGCUCGCUGAUGAAGGUGGAGGUGCAGCGGUGCCAGGAGGAGAUGGAGAAGCAACGAAUGACCAUCGAGGCGCUGAAAAGGGACCGGCACUGUCAGAGCGAGCGCGAGGAGGAGCUGCGGCAGGAGGUGAAGGUCUGCCAGGACAAGUGCUUCCAGAAGGAGCAGCUCCUCUCCUCCCUGCAGCAGGAGCUGGGCAGCGCUCAGGCCUUGGCCGGGGAGGUGGUGCCGCUCAAACACUUGUGCCAGCAGCUGCAAGCUGAGCGCGCGUCGCUGGAGAGCAAACACCGCGACGACCUGGAGCAGAGGGCGAAGGCCAGCAACGCGCUGCAGGCAGAGCUGGCCCGGGCCAGGAUGGAGGCGGCCGAGCUGCCGGCCCUGCGCGACAAAGCAGCCGAGCAGGAGCGAGCGCUGCAGCGGCUGCAGAAGGAGGCGGCGAGCUCCAGCGAGAGGCUGGCGGCGCUGCAGGCGGCCAACAGCCGCAUGGAGGAGGAGAACAGGGCGCUGAGCGAGAGCCUGAGCCGCGGGCAGCAGCGCGUGGAUGCGGAGCUGGGGCAGGAGAGGGAGAAACACACGCGGGAGCUGGAGCGCGUGAGGAUGGAGGCAGAGAAGGCGACGGCCAACAGCAGGAAGGAGGCUGAGGAGGCGGCCAGGAAACUGGAGGUGAUGAGCAAUAAGUACGAGAACGCCAAGGGGAAGGUGCUGGAGGAGAGGCAGAAGUUCCAGGAGGAGAAGCAGAAGCUGGUGGCGCAGGUGGAGCAGCUGGAGGGAUUUCAGAGAGAACAAGCAAAGCAGGUAACACACACACACAGCAUCAGCUGCUUAAAUGGUGAUGGGGUGCUAUGGGUGGGGAUGCUCAGGGUGCUAUGGGUGCUCAGUGCUAUGGGUGGGGAUGCUCAGGGUGCUAUGGGUGCUCAGUGCUAUGGGUGGGGAUGCUCGGGGUGCUUUGCUGUGGGGCUGGGGGUGGUUCUGACCCACUCCCUCCCAUGGCAGGUGCUGGAAGGGGAGCUGCAAAGCGAGGCCACGCGGCAGCAGGAGAAGGUGGCGGAGCUGCAGGAGCUGCUGGCGCAGAAGGAGCAGGCGGCCGAGCACUACAAGGCACAGAUGGAAAAGGCCAAAACUCACUACGACGCCAAGAAGCAGCAGAACCUGGAGCUGGCGGAGAAGCUGCAGGCGAUGGAGCAGCUGCAGCAGGAGAACAAGGAGCUGAGGACGGAGUCGGAGCGUCUGAACAAGGAGCUGCAGCAGAGCGCAAUGAGAGCACAGCAGGCAGAGCUGAGCUGCAGGGAGCUGAGCACCAGGGUGCAGGGCAUGGAGGAGCAGGUGGGAACAGGCACAAUCAGACCCCCCCAUUAUACAGACCCACCCCCCCCCAUUAUCCAGCCCCCCUUCAUUAUACAGACCCCCCCAUUAUACAGACCCACCCCCCCCCAUUAUCCAGUGGAGGAGCUGAACAAGAAGCUGGCACAGCACGAGAAAACCACGCGGAGCCAGCAGCAGAGAGUUAAGCAAGGGGAGGAAUGGGGGGAUAUUAACAGCACCAUGAGCAAGAAGGAGCCGGCCAUGGAGGAGCCGGGUGCUGCAGAUUCAUCCUUCACCAGCCUCGUGUCGGAUCAGCCCCACGUUGCCGCCCGGUCGCGCUCUCGGCUGCGCUCUGCUCGCUCCGCUCGCUCCCUGGCCAGCUUCUCGUCGCAGGAUUCCCUGUCCAAGCUGGAUUCAUCCUCCCCUCAGGAUCCGUCGGGUCACGCCGCGUUGCUCAGCCUGCCCGGAUACCGGCCGGCCACGCGCAGCGCGUUGCGGCGCUCGCAGGCGGGGAGCAGCUCCAGUCUGGGUCGCAGCAGCAUCUACCUGGGGACGUGCCAGGAUGAACCGGAGCAGUUGGACGAUUGGAGCCGCAUCGCUGAGCUGCAGCAACGCAACCGGGCCUGUCCACCGCACCUAAAGACAUGCUACCCACUGGAGAACAGGCCCUCCGACGUGCUGGGCACCAUCACGGACGAGGAGAUGAAGACGGGUGACCCGACGGAGACGCUGCGCCGCGCCAGCAUCCAGCCCUCGCAGCUCACGGAGGGGGGGGCCGCCCGCCGCCGCACCACGUUGGGAGGGGGGGGCUGGGCUCACGGCGGCAUCACCACCCGGCAGCAGCGCAAACGGCUCUCGGAUGAGUCACACCAGGGUCCCGACACCCCCGAGGUGAGAACAGACCCCCAAAAAGAUCAGGGUGUGAUGUGACCUGUGAUACUGGGCGAUGGAGACCCCCAGCGCCGUCAGCACCUGCUGGCGGACAGCUCCCAGCCCUGCGCUGUCCAUGGUGCUGAUCCCACGG
Coturnix japonica (Japanese quail) is the source of this 7263-nucleotide messenger RNA. Lineage: Eukaryota; Metazoa; Chordata; Aves; Galliformes; Phasianidae. The record is from RefSeq and is a predicted model, not a curated record.